GGUGUCUGAUGAAGAAAAGAAGUUGAUGGGUGCCACAAUUAGAAAUGCCAUUAAUGGAGGAGAUCAGCUGGCACUGCCAGCCCCUCAGACAAGACUACCAUUAAUGCCAGGGCCAUCUCAGUAUGGGAAUACACUUGAGUUGCCAGGCCCUCAAGCACAACUAUCACAUGCAGCAACAGGUCUAUUUAGAGAUAUGAUGCCAUUGCAAGCCCCCCAUGCACGCCUAGCACCAACAACACCAUAUCACGGAGCCCAUCAAAUCCAACAUCCACUAGUGGCAACGGCACUUGAGGGAGUAAGGAAUACAGCGACACCAUCACCUUAUGUGGCCAGACCAUCACUUUAUGCACCUACCCAAGGACCAUCAAAUAACACAGGAGCUUCUAGAUCAAAUGAAGAUUUACCUAUGAACCAGUCAAGAGCCAUCAGCACCAUCCAGUCAAAAUCAAACCAGGACGAUUCAGAUUUGCCUUCAGAUAUUGUCGACAUGCUGUUUGACAACUUCGACAAUCUGCCAUCAUCUGGCCAAGUCAACACAACAUCAAACUUGACGUCCAUGACUAGAAACCAUGCACCAAGUUUUAACAACUGUGUUUUCAAUGGACUCACCAUCAACUUCAAUUUAAAUUGAAAAACAAAUGAAGGAUGCCAUCAGGCACAAGUUUGCUAAUUAACUUUAGUAUAAAACAUGAAAAAAACAUACAUACACUUCUACAAUAGGUUAUUGCCAUGAUAAUCUGUGUGGUCCAGAACUGUUCUGAAGUUGUUCCUUUUGUGUUGUCGUUUUUCGUUUCUUUACCAGUUUACAUAUUGAAAAAAUUUGUUGUUUUUCUCGUCCACCAUAGGCCCAGUUAUGAUGGACUAUUCGUUCGCUUGAAAUGUUCUCAUAAGUUAAUAUUUUGAUAUCACAAUAGAAUGUUUUGUCACAGAUAAAUGUAGGCUAGCCUGCAUAUAGGAUAUGCAGUUAUUGUUGCUACACGUGACCUGU
Mercenaria mercenaria is the source of this 988-nucleotide messenger RNA. RefSeq lists its product as uncharacterized. The transcript is spliced from 4 exons. The annotation marks the transcript as partial. NCBI's taxonomy places the organism in Eukaryota, Metazoa, Mollusca, Bivalvia, Venerida, Veneridae. The record is from RefSeq and is a predicted model, not a curated record.